AUGCCGCUCACCUGGCCCGUGGGCCACCUGAGCUCGGCGAUCAUGAAGCCGGAGGCGGACGACGCCGUGCCGAAGCCCGAGGCGACGCCUGAGCUCGACGGCGUCGGCCACGCCACGUCCAUGUUCGGCGCGGCGCGCAGCUUCCUCAUGGCCUGGUACGUCGUCGUCGCCGUCUACGGCUCCUGGGACGACUACCCGGGCGCGCUCGGCGGCGCGGCCUCCCACGGCUACGCCUGGUCCUGGGUAGGCCCGAUCCUUGCGCGCGACGUGUUCGCGUGCUGGCUCAUCGCGGGCGGCUGGGACUAUUUCCUCUAUUUCUCGCCGUUGGCGGCGAAGCUCGAAAAGUACAAGCUCAACCCGGUCUACCCGGGCCUGCGCCAGAUGGGCCGCGACUUCCUCGUCGCGACGCAGUCCAUGUUCUGCGCGGCGGCCGUCGAGUGCUGGCUCUGCCGCCUCUGGGCGUCGGGCACGCUCGCGUCCGCGCCGUCGCUGGAGCUCUCGGCGAAGAACGUCUUCCUCAUCCUCACGCUGACGCACUGGCGCAUCCCGCACUUUUGGCUCAUCCAUCGCGGCAUGCACCCCUGGAAGGCCAAGGGCGUCCCGGACGUCGGCAAGUUCUUGUACAAGCACGUCCACUCGCUGCACCACAAAUCCUCGAACCCGACGGCCUUCUCCGGUACGAACAUGCACCCCGUCGAGGCGACGCUCUACUUCUCCGCCGCGCUCCUCGUCGUGCCGCUCGGCGUCCACCCGUCGAUCCCGCUCGCGUGCGUCGUCGAUUGCGCGGUGGGCGCGUGGCUCGGCCACGACGGCUUCCAGUGGCCCGGGAGCGGCGACUACUUCCACCAGCUCCACCACGCCCACUUCGACUGCAACUACGGCGCGAUGCACGUGCCCAUCGACAAGUGGCUCGGCACCUACGCGGGCUGCAAGGAGGACCUCAAGGCGAUCUGGGGCAAGCGCGCCGCGGACCGCGCCAAGGUCGGCAAGGACGGCACGAAGAAGGCCUAG
Molecule: messenger RNA, 1011 nt
Organism: Aureococcus anophagefferens
Lineage: Eukaryota; Pelagophyceae; Pelagomonadales; Pelagomonadaceae
Exons: 1
Coding region: 1-1011 (336 amino acids)
Biological process (GO): lipid biosynthetic process
Molecular function (GO): oxidoreductase activity; iron ion binding
Source: RefSeq, a predicted model, not a curated record